UGUGAGGAUAUCCCAUGGCUGGAUACAAAUCCGUUAUGUCCCAUCAUAGGAGGCUACCCCCAAAUCUGCCCAACCCCCAGCCUGAGGAAUAGGGACCUGGAAGUCCCAGGCUGACACUUACCUGCAGCAAGGAACUCAGCUCAACUACUUACCUGCAGAAAAGAACUCAGUUCAACUACUUACCUGCAGCAAGGAACUUUUCACUACUUACCUGCAGCAAGGAACUCAGCUCAACUACUUACCUGCAGCAAGGAACUCAGCUCAACUACUUACCUGCAGCAAGGAACUCUCCACUACUUACCUGCAGCAAGGAACUUUCCACUACUUACCUGCAGCAAGGAACUUUCCACUACUUACCUGCAGCAAAGAGCUCAGCUCAACUACUUCCCUGCAGCAAAGAACCCCUCCACUUACUUGCCGCAGGGGGCAUUUCUCCGGCCCCGGGUAGGAUGGGCUGACACCAUGCCCCUGAUGAUGGUGGGUCUCCGGGCUGUGAGUUGCCUGAUCGGGGUGGUGGUCCUCCUCCUCUCCUUGGUGCCCUGGACCCGGAGCUGCCCCGUCCUCAUCCACAGCUGCAAAUGCGUCCUGGAGCGCCCCAAACAUGGGGUGACUUCUACCGGGGCUCAGAGGAAGAAGGUGAUCUGUACCAAUGAGGACCUACUGGAGGUGCCCGACCCGGCCCUGAUCCCCAACAAGACCGCCACCCUGAUCCUCAGCAACAAUAAGAUUACCGCGCUGAGGAACGGAUCUUUCUACGGACUUCAGGAAUUGGAGAAGCUAGAUCUGAAGAACAACCUGAUCAGUAGAAUGGAGCCGGGAUCUUUUCUGGGACUUUCACAGUUAAAACGCCUGGACGUCUCCAACAACAGAAUUGGCUGCGUCAUUCCGGCCGCGUUCCAAGGACUGAGCAGUCUGGGCCGCCUCUCCAUAUCGGGAAACAUCUUCUCUACCCUCCCCUCCGGGGUGUUUGAUGAGCUGCCUGGACUGAAGUCUGUGGACUUUUCUACAGAGUUCCUGACCUGUGACUGUCACCUGAGCUGGGUGGCCGCAUUGACCAAGAAUGGCUCCAUCCAGAUCUCUGACCGGACGUUCUGCUCGUACCCCAGUGCGCUCAGAGACCGGCCUCUGCGGAACCUGAAGGAAAGCCAGCUGACUUGUGAAGGGACACCGGAGCUCCACACCCACCAGCUCAUCCCAUCCUUGCGGCAAGUUGUGUUUCAGGGGGACAGAAUACCUAUCCAGUGUACAGCAAGCUACUUGGGCAACGGCAGCCAAAUCAUCUGGUACCAUAACGGAAAGCAGGUGGAGGAGGAUGAUGAACAGGGCAUUAUCCUGGAGAAGACAAUCGUCCAUGACUGCACCUUUCUCACAAGCGCUUUAAUCUUGUCCAACAUCUUGCUGUCCGCCAAUGGAGAAUGGGAAUGCGCCGUGUCUACGGAGUACGGCAACGUCAGCAAAAAGGUGGAGCUGGUAGUCCUGGAGACCUCGGCGUCCUACUGUCCGUCCGACAGGGUGACCAACAACAGAGGGGAGUUCAGGUGGCCUCGCACUCUGGCGGGAAUCUCUGCCUAUCAGCCGUGCCUGCAGUAUCCUUUCACAACCAUCUCCAACAACGGCAUUGGUCAGAAGGCUUCCCGUCGCUGUGAUCGGUCGGGGCACUGGGAGGAAGGCGAUUACUCCAACUGCCUGUACACCAAUGACCUCACCAGGAUUCUCUACACCUUCGUACUGAUGCCCGUUAAUGCGUCCAAUGUGUUGACCAUGGCUCAGCAACUACGAAUGUACACCGCAGAGACGGGCAGCUUCUCGGAUAUGAUGGACGUCAUCUAUGUGGCUAAAAUGAUGGAGAAGUUUGUGGAUUCGGUUGAUCAAGUCAAAGACCUGGCUGAUGUGAUGCUGGAGAUGGCCAGUAACAUGAUGCUGGUGGACGACCACAUCUUAUGGAUGGCCCAGGUGGAAGAUAAAGCCUGCAGCCGCAUGGUCCAGACCUUGGAGAAGAUCGCCAACCUGACAGUCAGCAGCAGCUCUCAGGACCUCUCUGUGAGCACUCGGAACAUUGCAUUGGAGGCCUUCCUUAUCAAGCCCAACAGCUUUGUAGGACUGAGCUGCACGGCCUACCAGAGAAGAGAAGGGGGAAGAGUGGGCGGCGGCCACAAGCAGGACAGGGAGAGGAAAGAACAAGAAGCCCCCACACAUACUGACCAGAGGCUGAAGCUCCGAUGUACCACGGGACAAGCCAACGUCUCCUUGGCAAACUUCCACGUCAAGAACAGCCUGGCCCUGGGCUCCGUCCAGCUUCCACCGAGCCUCUUUGCCUCAGUCUCAUCUCCAACCUGCAAGCUGCAGGUCCUGGCCUUCAGGAAUGGGAAGCUGUUUAGGAGCGUUGGGAAUUCUUCUCGGCUGGCGGAAGACGGGAAGAGGAGAAGCAUUUCCACUCCGGUCAUCUUUGUGGGAACAGGUGGCUGUGAAAUGAGUAACCUCACCAACGCCGUCACUGUUACUCUCCGACACUUGGUGAACGGGUCUGACCCGCUCCCUGCCCACUGGAACUUCAGAGCCCUGGAAGGGUAUGGAGGUUGGAGCUCCGAGGGAUGCCAACUUUUGGCAGAGGAAACAAACAUAACCAGCAUGCAGUGUCUACAACUCAACAACUUUGCCAUCCUGACGGAGUUGAACACUUUCUCGCAGUCCACUCAGAAUGGCACAGAACUUCUUCAUCCCGUCAUCUACACUUGCACAGCCGUGCUUUUGAUUUGUCUUUUCACAACUAUCAUCACCUACAUUGUGAACCACAGUUCCAUCCAGAUCUCGCGGAAGGGCUGGCACAUGCUCCUCAAUCUCUGCUUCCACAUCGCCAUGACCUCAGCCGUGUUUGCUGGAGGAAUUACACUCAGCGGAUAUGUGAUUGUGUGCCAGGCUGUCAGCGUCAUCCUGCAUUACUCAUCACUGUCCACCCUCCUAUGGAUGGUCCUAAAGGCCAGAGUCAUCUAUAGGGAGCUGACCCAUAAGCCUCAGCCCCAGCAGGAAGGAGAGGCCGUCCAGACCCCCAAUAGACCUAUGCUCAGUUUUUACCUGAUUGCUGGAGGAAUUCCGCUCAUCAUUUGUGGGAUCACCGCGGCCGUGAACAUCAACAACUACAGGGACAACAGUCCUUACUGCUGCUUGGUAUGGAGGCCGAGUCUUGCCGCGUUUUACGUUCCGGCGGCCAUCAUCCUCCUGAUCACCUGGAUCUACUUCCUCUGUGCCGGGAUCAAUCUGAAGCGUCAGCCUGUGGAGCAGAAGGAUCUGGGAGAAGCCAAUGAUGUUCAGCAGUCACAGACCGGAAUCAGCCACCUCCUGAGCGACUCGACCUCCAUCUCCGUCACCAUCAACUCAGCAGCCCCACCGGACGUGGACACCGUCUACUCCUUGGCGGUGCAGUUCUGGUCGCUGGUCAUCGUCCACGUCUUGUACGUCAUCCUCUGGAUUUUCGGAGCCUUUGCCGUGUCACAAAUUUGGUAUCUGAAUAUAAUAUUCAGUUGCCUCUAUGGAGUGACGGCCGUGGCCCUGGGGCUGUUUAUUUUCGUUCACCAUUGCGUACGCCGCCAGGACGUUCAGCGUUCUUGCUGCCCAAUGUACGCCGAAACCGCGCCGAUUCAAGCCUACGUGCAAACCAGUUCUCCCGUAGAUGACACGCCUCCGGUUUUUAUUGGGUGCAACCCCGAUGCGACGCACUCCGUCAAGUCGUCGUCUUCCCCAAGCAACAGCAGCAACUCCAACACGGGGCCUUGCAAAAUCACGAACUUGCAGGUGGCUCAGAACCAAGCCGAAAGCUGCCCGCCCAAGCCAGCCAGCUGCGAAGACGGCGAGCCCGCCAACAACAAAUGCGCGACGGCCCAAAGCCGCUACACCAACAACCUGCACAAUCGCAGAAACCAUAAAAGCAGAACUAAGCAGUACCGGGAAGGGAAGCACCACCGGUUAAAGGUGCUCCGCGGACCCUCUUCGGACUUGCCUUCCAGCGAGAGCGGCAGCGUCCACAACAGUCACUCCGAGAGCUAUCAUAGUAAGAAUAGCCCCUUAAACAACGGCAGGACUGAGGUGGCAGCCAGGGACCCAGAGGGGGCCAUCACCCAAUCCGAAGGGAGCGACAGCAGCGGGCACCAGGCUCAGGACUUUGCCAAAGCGCAGCGGAAAAGCGCCAGCCGAGACAAUCUCAAACAAGCCAACAGCAUGGAAAGGGAGACCAAACGGAGGUCCUUUCCCCUUAAUACGGGCAACCAAAAUGGUGUUCUAAAGGGUAGCAAGUAUGACAUCAAUCUGGCUACUACGGAGAGCCCCACCGCCAUGAAAACGGGACUCUGGAAGAGUGAAACUACUGUGUAGUUGAUGUUUAAGUACAGCUGGCAUGCGCCAUAUACCAUGAUGACCCAGAUGCCAACAAAUGAUAAGAAUACGGAGCUCUCCCCAGCCAUAGGAUGAUCGAUCGGUUGGUGGAAAUGGCCGAGACCCUCAACAGUACCUGGAAUAUCAGUGUAUUGUACGAUUGUGUACUGAACGCAUGAUGAUUGCAGCAUUGUGCAAGAGAAUCGAACUGAGGAUUGGCGUUAUGAAGUGUGUGUCUCAGCAGGAGACGUCUUGAAGGACCUUGGAAUUGAUCCAUCUUAUGAUCCGUCUUGGAACAAGGCGCACUUGGUGAGGACGGCGGUCACCUGGCCUUAUCAUGUGACUCGUGUCGUUGAACACUCGUUAUAAUCCUGAUGCUGUUUUCCUGAACUCCUUCAGUACCAAAAAAAAAAAAACUAAACAGCCUGAGCUUCGUUUUCCUAAAUCAGGUGACGAAACGCGCCUCAGGCGGUCUGUUUCUAAUCUGACACACACGUGCCUUAUAAGCUUGUCUGUUUUCCACAUUAAGCACUUUUUUUUUUUUUUAAGGAAUUUCUAGUCCAAGGAAUUUGUGGAAUCAUGCACUUAUCCAGAACUUUCCCAUCACUCCAUCCCAUUAAAACUUUUCCUCCACACUAUCCCCACCACCCCCACCACCACCACCACCAACCACCACCAGC
This is a messenger RNA of Rana temporaria (common frog), 5045 nucleotides long. It is a transcript of the gene ADGRA2, whose product is annotated as adhesion G protein-coupled receptor A2. Gene Ontology annotation, biological process: sprouting angiogenesis; central nervous system development; cell surface receptor signaling pathway. The coding region runs from base 463 to 4365 and encodes 1300 amino acids. The record is from RefSeq and is a predicted model, not a curated record. Gene Ontology annotation, molecular function: G protein-coupled receptor activity; protein binding. NCBI's taxonomy places the organism in Eukaryota, Metazoa, Chordata, Amphibia, Anura, Ranidae. The transcript is spliced from 19 exons. Gene Ontology annotation, cellular component: plasma membrane; Wnt signalosome.